AUGGCGAUGAUGCGGACCAGGACCAAAAGCCGAGGUAUGUGCCUCUGCCUUCUCGGGAUUGCAUUGGCGCUGCUCGUGCAGCCGAGCACGGACUUUGCUCGAGGAGUUCCUGGGCUGAAGGAGCAUGCAAAACGGCACCCGUUGCAUGCCGGAGUCGCUCGGCGCGCCGGGGCUGCGCAAGAGGACAACAGUGGCCAGGUGGUCGCAGAAGCCGACAGGGUGCUGGAGGACAACGGCACGGCGAAAGAGACCAAAGCCGUCUUGCGCCGCUGGACGCAGAAGAUAUAUCCAGGGAAGUGGACCCUUUCAGGGCUGAAAGACGAGUUGCAACAAAAACUGCGCGAGUUUGUGGAGGAGGCCAAAGCAGCCUCAAAGGGCUUGAAAGAGGACCUGCUCCUGGCGCGGCAGCAGCUGAAGCUUGCGCUCGCGCAGCAAGAAGCUGCCCAGGAGCAGGAAGUUAAAGCCGUCGCCAGAUUGGAGAAAUCAGGCACCAAGGAGGAGGUGGAGAAGGCGGAGAGGAAGGUGGAGAAGGCGGAAAGGAAGGUGGAGAAGGCGGAAAGGAAGGUGGAGAGGGCGAAGAAGGAGGUCAAGGAGGCAAAGGCAAGCGGCCGGACGAAGGAGUCCGAGGCAAGCGGGAUCAAGGACGACCCAGAUGCCACGGCGUUCAUCCAGGAGCUGGUCAACGCCAAGCCCAAGGACCUUGGCAAAGGCGCGCAGGUCUUCGACCUCAAGGAGUGCCUGCCCGCCAGGCCCUACGACCUGAGUGGGAGGAAGCUGCUGACGCGGAACACGACGCGCCAGGCCUGGAAGGCCACCUUCGAGCUGAUGAAGGACGGCGCGGAGCGUGUGGCCAUGCUGGGGAUCCCCGGCAUCGGCAAGAGCCGGUCCCUGGCGCUGGGCCUGUGGCACCUGGUGUCGGGCCAGGGCCGCCCGGAAUGGAUCGAGGAGCCCGAGGCCAUCGUCUUCGAGGCAUGGGAGGGCGGCUUCGUUUUCGUCUUCACCAAGGACAAGGACGGCCGUUGGAAGGCGCAGAGCCAGCCGAUUGAGGACUGGAAGCCGAGCAGAUGCGAGCACCUGCAGAACAGCAACAACUGGUACCUCGUGGACGCCUCGGACAAGCACCCCACGUAUAAGCUGCCUGCGAAGACGGUGAAGGCCUGCAGCCCCGACAGGGAACACUACUCCAACUUCAUCAAAGAUGGUGGACAAUGUCUCUAUGUGGAGGCAUGGCAAAAGGGGGAGCUGAAGGUGGCCUAUCCGUGUUUCGAGGAUGUGAAAGUGAGUGAGAGGAGUUUGCUUGAUAGAUUCGAGCAGGUUGGAGGCACCCUUCGCACCCUUUUGGCCAAAGAAGGCCCUUAUGAGGAUGCCGUGAAGCAGCAGAAGACCGACGCGAAGGACUUCGCAACAGUGCGACGCGCCUUGGGUGGAGAUUUGGACAGCAUUGGGACGAAGCUGCCAAGCAGGCUCUUCACAUUCCGUGCCGAAAAUGGGAUCUCUUGCACUGUCGCUGUAUGCUCCCCAAAAGCUAGAGAGCUUCUUGCACAGGAGCACUAUGCCGAGCUUGUGAAUUUGUGGAAGGACGAAAGUGACCCAAAAUCAAGAUAUUGGCUGGAAGAAUUUGUUGGGGUUUGGCUGACCACAUCAUGGUGUGACAAGCGGCUUGAGCCCUGGAUGAUAACGUAUGCAGGCAAGUGGGAGCACAAGAAGGGCAAAGAUCUGGUAGUGCCUGCUUUGAAAUUGCUGCAUUGUGAUUUCAACGACAUUUUCAACAGCAGAGAAAUGCCUUGUGCACAGCCCAGAACGGUACCCAGGCAUCGACUACCUGCUCGACUUCAACCACGGCAUCUCUGUGACACUCUCUCCGAAGCACAGCAUCGCAGAAGGGUUUGCGAAGAGGUUGCGCGACAUUUUCAAAGAUUGCAAGGGACAACACAGUUUCACCCUCACUUUUUUGGUUCCGGGAGCUCCGAGCAAAUUCGUCCCGAAGAAAAGUGCAGAGUUUAA
This is a messenger RNA of Effrenium voratum, 2004 nucleotides long. Lineage: Eukaryota; Dinophyceae; Suessiales; Symbiodiniaceae. The record is from the annotation of a GenBank genome assembly.